AUGUGCUACACGGUUUGAAAAUGCAGGUCGUGUCAUGCUUUGAAAAAAAUCAUUUUAUACUCGAAUUUGGUGGAAAAUGUCGGACCCUAAACGUGCUACGCUCAUAACAGUGGGUGCUACAAAAAGUGAGAAAAAAAUAGUGAAUAAAACAGUGAGACUUAACAUAAAUUUGGUUGAAAGCAACGAAAGUAAAUAUCCGGAGCUGAAUUACAAGGAACUAGUCAUUGCAGAAGAAAGAAAGAAGGAAAGGAGCAAAGUAGAGAAUGGCAAGACCGAAGGACUGAAUCCAUUCUCAGACAAUGAUGAUGACGUGGAAAGAGUGGCGAGGAAGUUUGAGCAGAAAUAUGGUGGCAAGAGCACAUACGGGCGCAAAGGCCGAUCCAAGCAUGAUGACUUUGCUGAUAUCGGAGCGGGCUACGAUGAAAACGACUCCUUCAUUGACAAUACGGAUGGGUACGAUGAGAUGAUACCGCCGGAAUGCGACACGUUCUAUGGAGGCUUCUACAUCAACAGCGGAUCUCUGGAGUUCAAGAACGUGGAACACCCGUCGUAUGAAGAUGAACCCCGUGGGAGGAGGAAUAAGAGGCGAAUCUCAUCAAGCAGCAGCGAGGAGGAUUCAUCGGAGAGCUCAUCAGAAUCGGAGAGCCAGGACGAGAAGGACGCAGCUAAAACUAUCGCUAAUGGCGCCGUCGAUUCGCAUAAGACUGAACAUCGGAAAAAGAAAAACAAAACCGUCGAUAUGAAAAAGGCUAAGAAGAUCCGCAGGACAGAUUCCUCCGCCGCCACUUCUGGAAAACAAACAUCUGAUGACAACGCACACGGAGACGGCGAGAGCGAUUCGCGGACGUCACAAUCUGACUCACUCACGUCAAAGCCCAACCCUAGUUCUGAAAACGCCAUCACUUCCGAUAGUUCCCGAGAUGUAGAGGCGAAAUCUGAAGUGAAGUUGCCGCCACUGGUGGCGACGAUACUCGACGAGUUAGAAGCGAUGGUCAGCCGGCAGAUGGCUGACAAACCCAACGCCACGCAUAAGGAGAUUGAGGCGCGAGCUGAGCCGCUGGUUGUCAGGCUAGAACAGAUCCUCACGAAGUGUUCAGCCGAGCAGCGCGUGCGCCGCGUGUCGUGGACGCGGGCGGCGCGGACGCUCAACGUGUCGCGCGCUAAGCUGCUGCACAAGGUCAAAGCCUUAGCCGCCACCGACAACAGGAAUGACCAUCCGCCAACUACCUCCCAACCUCCUGCCAACUCCACACCAGCAGCUGCGCAACCUGUCAGCAAGCACAAGAUUGAUGAUGGCCUUGGUGACUUCGACCCCGCGAGGCUUACUGACGCCGAGAGAGAGGCCAAAAUUGUUGAUACUUUACACAGGUUAAAAGUGCUGAUAGAGGAACGCAAGCCGGACAUGAUGGCGAAUUACAACGCCGAAUGUGAAAGAGUUCAGGAAGAGAGGAAAAAGAUCCAAAUCGCGUCAGCAGCGGAGGGGGCCCCAGUGGUGGAGAAGCGUCUUCCCAAACGUCGGUUCCCGUGGUGCCCGCGCAGCAGGGCGCUGUUGGCCACCCUGGUGCGGCUGGCGGGGAACCAGGACGCAGCCGCGCUGCUGCUGGCCGUGCGGGCCCUGCCGCUGUUCCCCACCGGCUUCGUCAGGAUGCCCACCCUGCUACGACAGGCCGACCUCAGCAAAGAAAUAAAAGUGACAGAUGUGAAACGGCAGCGAUUAAACUCUACAUCACAACCGGCUGCUGCGCCCACAAGCGUCAUACAACCGCCGCAAAACUUCCCCGAACCCAUACACUUCCCCAGCUCUCUCACUGUCACCACUAUGAAGAAUACACUCGACAAAACAGAAUUGUCCACCGUUACAGAUGAAAAGGACAAACACAAAUCAACAUCCAUAUUCGGCAACAUUAUCAACACAUUCUCCCUAAGCAGAGACCUAGUAGUUGUAGAGAAGGAUGAUAGAAACAAAGAAGUUAUAGAGAAAAAAGAAGAAAUGUACAUUCCUCCAAACAAUAUUGGCAGUAUAACUAUUACGCCUGUGCCUAGUAGUCUGCCGAAGAUAGAUAAAAAAGUCAAUAAUACAUCAGAUAAGCAACAAAAGGAAGGUUUGAUCCGGAUAAAGUCGCCAGCAGCAUUGAAUGAGAUGAUUCAUAAGCAAGAAAAAGUGAAAGCGUUAGAGAAUAUACAUAAAAGAGACAAGGAUAAGCAUAAAGACAGGAAGGAAAAGAACCACAACAAUUCCGUCAAAGAGAAAUUGGACACUCCGUUACACAUAGAUACAAGUUACCAGCCGAAGCCUAAAGAACCGACUCCAAGCCCAAAGACUAAGGAAGAAAUCACUCAGAAACAGAUUGAAAACAUGAGGGUGGUUGAGAAUAACAUACCUAGGCCUGGGUUGGUGCCCGUUCAUCACUCCCCAACCUUUGCAAAACCUGACAAACGGCCUCCGGACCUGAAAAAGAAGAAGGAUUUGGUGAUAGUGUCUGACGUUGAUCCGUUAGGUGACAUACAAACGGAGCCACUUUCAGUGGAUGAUAGCAGUAGUGACGUUGAAGUGGUCGAAGAAAAAAGUGAUAAAAGUGAUUCAGUGCCUUCUAAAGACAAAGUGAGUGUGCGUGAAGUGAAUCACAAGAAAGAUUCAAAAGACAAUAAAAGGGACAAUGAAAAACGUAGUGAUAAGAUGGAUGAGGCAACAAAAGAAGAUUUCGAUUCCGUCAUGAAGAACCUAAGGGAUUUGGAGCAUUCUCAAGAAGCACCAAAAUUCAACAGUUCCUAUGGCGGAGUUAUAACCAGUGCUAAACGCGAGAAGAGUACCAGUCAGUCGUACAACUCACGGAGUACAAUAUUUGGAGAUUCUCGCUCAGACAAAGACAAGUUAACAAACUUCUUUGAACAAAAUGGAUGGAUGUAAUGCCGUCACCGGUUGACGUCACAAAAUCCAGUCUACAGUUAUAUUAUGAAAUGAAAAUAUGAGCGUUGUUGAAUCGAUAGUCUAUAGUCCACACGGGGCUCUCAACUUGUUGUUUAUGAAUGCAAUGCUCCAAUUGGGAUUAUUUUGAAGAUAUUUAAAAAAGAAAAAUGUUCGUUUUAAACAACAUGCAGGGUCAACCUCUUCGACCAAUAAACGCAGCGAAUGCUGCUGUAGAUAGACGUUGAGCGGCUAUUGGUCGAAGCCUUCGGUAUAAUCCGCACCGCAGUUCAUAUAAAAAAGCAAUAUAUUGCUAUUUGACAUUUGUUGGCAUCGCCCAUUUACUUUUAUAUGUACAAAUAUCAAAAUUGCUAUAUAUUGUUUUUUAGAUGAAUUGCAAUGUGGCCUUUUACCCACUGUCAUAAAUCAAAAUCAAAUUCAAUCUCAAAAGUCAAUCAAAUCAAAUUCAUUCUAUAACGUAGGUCGUAGAAAAUCAAUUUUACUUUACUUUUAUUUUAACUUAUUAGUCUUAUUACUAUCGGCCCAUUUACGGUAAUGCUCUUCGGCCAAGUAGUAUGUUAUCUGAAGCAAAUCUAUUGUCACGUCGAAAAAAAUGGUUAUCCUCUAGGGAUAAUUAUUGUCUUUUCUUUUUUAGAGAAUAAGUUGCCUUCGUUAAACGUUCUAAUUUCAUGGACGAUGUGAUGAAGCCGAUUUCGGCUUCGGUGACUGCUUCAACUCCGACGUUCAUGUGCUCGCAUGUGGCUUAUAUAGCCAAUCUUAUUGGAAAACAUCCUCGCACAUAGCGGGCAUGUGUGCACACCAUUUAAAUUUGUAUAAUUGAUUGAUUAAGCGCCGUCGAUGUUCAAAGUCAUGAACUUUGGUGUGAACCAUUUCAUGGAUAACAGACGUACACAAUUUAACUUUGUUUUUGAAUAUAAAUGAUGACCCUUGUUAUUACACGCAGGCACAACACAUCUUCCACCCAUUAUUAUUCUGUUCAAAACAAAGAGAAGCAUCAUAGGUAGCGACGUUUCUAUACUAUAUCUGAUCCAAAUAUCAAGCAACUACUAUUUUGAUAUACGCCUCUGCCAUACAUUAUAUGUUUAGUAGGUAAUUACGUUACAUCUGUACAACGCCAUCUACAUUGAUUUUGGCGAAUGUAGCUACAUUACAAGCUUGUACCCUCAUUAUACCAAUCCCAUAAUCAAUAAUGACGAAUUAAAUUUACCUAAAUGAAAUUGCAUUUAUAAACACAAGUGUAACACCACUCUUGUUGUACACUAUACAUUUUAGGUUUGUAUAGAACACUGUAUUUUGCAUGGUAUAAGAAAACCAGGUAUGCUCAAAAGUGACAGCUAACAUUUCAAGGUUAGCCCAGCUGACGUCAUCCCACCCUGUCUUGCCAUUUUGUAAAAAAUAAAUUACCCACGACAUGUUUUUAUGUAUACUUUGCAAGGAAAUUUUGAACUUUUUGUAAAAGAUUUACUUACAGUGUUAAUGAUUUUUAUUAAUUAAAUAGAUUAGUAAUUCGCUUAAUUUCCAAUAAUAAAAUUUACGUCGUUAGAAUGUUGGAGAUACCCAAUUUAAUGGUAACACAGUGGUAACACUUACGUCAUCAAUGAGCUAGCAAUGGCGGCUUGUCAUAGGAUUGAGCAUACCUGGUCUUCUUAUACCAUGGUAUUUUGUAUAAAUAACUAUGGUAUAGUAUUUUUACGUUCGUGUAACUAAAUACUGCUCCACAUCACCAAAAAAUGUAUUAAAAUAAUUUUUCAAAAGUAGAAAACGUAGACUGAAUCUAUAUAUCUAAGAUUUUUUGCGUUUGUAAUGUAGUAACGAUUUUUAUACACGAUUUUGUAAAUACGCUUAAGAAAUUGUGAGUGAAGCAAUAAUUGAUGUUAGAGUUCAUUUUCUUUUUCAAGCGGCAACAUUAAAGGUGAUUACGCUACACGAUUGGUGCAGAAACCAGUGUUGCCAUUUAAUGGUAAGAAAUUGUACCAUUUACAGUAAAAAUCACACACAAAGAAGUCCAUUUUGACAGCUGUCAAACUCAUCGCAUACUACCCCGGACACUGCAUACAAAAAUUGUAUUCUUACAGUGUGCGCGCAAAUGCGCGAACGAGACAGGCAGUCAGCGCGCUCUCCUUAUUCCUUAGCGACUUACAGCCAUUUAAAAGUAAGCCCCAGAGGGGGUGAGAUCAACGCCUAAUACGAAUUGGUGCGGGGCAGAGAGUUAUCGUUCCAUUCGUAGUAUUGUUUAUUCUAUGCUUAUAGUAAACGAAAACCAGUAUGGGGAAUUAAACCUUAAGAAAACGUCACAAUGGACUUGACUUGUGACUGUUACUUUAUCUUUUUAAAAUGAGUGAGCAGGGACGUUACAAUGGCCACAUCGAAGCAAUUCAUCUGUUAUUUGACAUUUGUUUGCAUUGCGCACUUUAUUUUUUAUGCGCAAAUGUCAAAUUGCUUUCUUUGAUGAAUUGCUUCGAUGUUGCCAUUUUAACCUCCCUGUAUAUUUUAGCAACAAGUUUGUUUAUUAUUUUAAAUCUGAAUUGUUUAAGUGGAGCAGUAAAUUAUUUUAUUACAUAAAGUUACUGUGAGAGUUAUGUUAGGUUUUAUUUAUUAAGCUCCUAUUGGUUCCAAAUACCUAAUUAUGAGGAUGUACGUAUUGAAAGAUUUUAAUCCAAAUUCCAAAUUAAGCCCAAUGUAUAAUUAUGAAUAAUAAAUAUUUAUAAUAAAUAGA
Pectinophora gossypiella (pink bollworm) is the source of this 5642-nucleotide messenger RNA. RefSeq names its product ubinuclein-2 (gene yem). Gene Ontology annotation, cellular component: nucleus. The record is from RefSeq and is a predicted model, not a curated record. Lineage: Eukaryota; Metazoa; Arthropoda; Insecta; Lepidoptera; Gelechiidae. Bases 77 to 2908 code for a protein of 943 amino acids. The transcript has 17 exons.